This is a messenger RNA of Dufourea novaeangliae, 2237 nucleotides long. It is a transcript of the gene CDase, whose product is annotated as neutral ceramidase. Gene Ontology annotation, cellular component: extracellular region. The coding region runs from base 87 to 2237 and encodes 716 amino acids. Gene Ontology annotation, biological process: ceramide catabolic process; sphingosine biosynthetic process; long-chain fatty acid biosynthetic process. Gene Ontology annotation, molecular function: N-acylsphingosine amidohydrolase activity. The record is from RefSeq and is a predicted model, not a curated record. The transcript has 15 exons. Lineage: Eukaryota; Metazoa; Arthropoda; Insecta; Hymenoptera; Halictidae.
CAUCCCGCGACACUGGCGAUCAUGAGUUUGGAGCUCUGACACGGGAGUGAGUAGCUCGAUCAGACUGGAGCGGCUCAGAAAGCUGAAUGGAGAAACCAGAUAUCAAGCGCCUGCAGAUCCUUGGAUUGAUCUCGCUAUGGCUGCUAGCCGUUGCAUUUCCUGGUGCGAUCGCCUCGUACAGCAUCGGGGUAGGCAGGGCUGACACCACUGGACCCACCGCCGAAGUUGUUUUUAUGGGUUACGCGAAAAUCGAUCAGAAGGGAUCAGGACUCCAUCUACGAACAUUCUCCCGCGCGUUCAUCAUAGAUGAUGGCGAGGAGAGGUUCGUCUUCGUCAACGUGGAUAGCGCGAUGAUAGGAAAUGGCAUUCGGGAAGCGGUGCUGGAGAAACUUCAAACGCAAUUCGGCAGCAUGUACACAGAGAAGAACGUGAUGAUCAGCGGGACACACUCGCAUUCCACCCCUGGUGGAUUUAUGUUGGACAUGUUGUUCGACAUCACCACCUUCGGAUUCGUUAAGGAGACGUUCGACGCGAUGGUCACGGGCAUAGUGAAGAGUAUCGAACGAGCCCACAACGCUGUCGUGCCAGGUCGAAUCUUCAUCACCAAUGGGGAAGUGCUAGAUGCAAAUAUAAACAGGAGUCCGUUCGCGUACCUGAAUAAUCCGAAAGCCGAAAGAGACAGGUAUAAGUACGAUGUGGACAAGACUUUGACGCAGAUCCAGUUUAUCGGAGCAGACAACAAACCGCUGGGUGUCAUCAAUUGGUUCCCGGUACAUCCCACCAGCAUGAACAACACGAAUCAUCUGGUAUCCAGUGAUAACGUUGGCUAUGCCUCGAUUCUUUUCGAGAAAACGAUGAACAAAGACAAUUUGAUUGGCAAGGGACCAUUCGUGGCAGCCUUCGCUUCUACCAAUCUGGGCGACGUUUCACCUAACACUCGCGGUCCAAAAUGUGAAUAUUCGGGAAAGAAUUGCUCGGAACAGUACACCUGUUCUGGAAAGAAAGAAAUGUGCUUUGCGUCUGGUCCUGGAAAGGACAUGUUCGAGAGCACUAGUAUCAUCGCCAACAAGAUCUUCAAGGAAUCAUUGCGACUGUGGAAAGCCGGGAACGCCAAGGAAGUGAUCGGACCCAUCAGUGUGGUUCAUCGUUUCGUGGACAUGGCGGAACAGACGGCCGAAUUCUACAACGAGACCACGAAGAAAAUGGAGGAGGUCCAUGGCUGUCUGCCCGCUAUGGGAUACAGUUUCGCAGCGGGAACGACCGACGGACCGGGUUCCUUCGCAUUCGAGCAAGGCACAACCACGGCCAAUCCUCUAUGGAACGCGGUUAGGAACCUAUUGGCGGUUCCGACGUCGGAGGAUGUCAAGUGUCACGGCGCGAAACCGAUUUUGCUCGCCACUGGACGCAUGACCCUACCGUACGAAUGGCAACCGAAAGUGGUGUCGACGCAGGUCGCGCUGAUCGGGAACGUUGUCAUCGCCGGUGUGCCUGGGGAGUUCACAACAAUGUCCGGAAGAAGAUUGCGAGAGGCUAUCAAAACGGUCAUGAACGAAGCGUCGGACGACGAAAUCCCCGUCAUAGUCGCCGGUCUUUGCAACACUUACAGCGAUUACAUCAGUACACCUGAGGAAUAUCAAAUUCAGAGGUACGAGGGUGCCUCCACAAUAUUCGGACCCCACACUCUCACUCUGUACUUAAAACAAUAUCAAGAGCUUGUAACAGCUGCUAUUUUGAAAAAGCACGUGGAACCCGGUCCCAUGCCCCCAGAUCUACGAAAGAAGAAUCUGCUCAGUUUCGUGACACCUGUUCUCUACGACACCCCAAAGUGGGGCCGGAAUUUCGGCGACUGCAUCGAGCAACCACAGAAAAUUGUCAAACCCGGCGACAUCGUUACAGCUGUUUUCAUUUCCGGUCACCCGCGUAAUAAUUUAAUGACUGAAAACACAUUCCUGACUGUCGAGAGAUUGACGGACGACGAAGUGUGGGAACCCGUUGCAACGGACGCCAACUGGGAAACUAAAUUCAUAUGGAGAAGGAUGUCAGUUGUUCUUGGUUCGAGUCAGGUGACAAUUACGUGGCAAGUCCCGGAAGACGUCAAACAGGGUGAAUAUCGAAUCAGACACAACGGCUACUACCGUUACAUCCUCGGCGGCGUCUUCCCUUACUACGGUGUGUCGAACCAUUUCCAGGUGGUAGUUCCUGGGCCGAUAACUCGCGGACGACGGUUCUAUGAGUAA